AUGGCUCUUAAAGUCUUUGUAACAGGAUACGUUGGAGGCACGGCCUUUGCCUACAUCUACAACGCUCACAAGGACAACGAGUACACUCUCCUUGUUCGAAACGAGGCUCGCGCCCAAGUCGUAAAGGAAAAAUACCCAACCGUCAAGUUUGUCUAUGGUGGUCUUGAUGAUGUUGAUAUCAUUGAGCAAGCCGCUUCAGAAGCGGAUGUUGUUGUCCACACCGCAGACUCAUCAGAUCACGUUCCCAGUGCUACUGCAAUUAUCAAGGGCUUGCAGAAGGGACACACAGCCGAAAAGCCUGGAUACUGGCUGCACCUUUCUGGCACAGGCAUCCUGACCUGGUACGAUCUCGUCAACGGCAGAGAAGGACAGGCCCCUCUCCCCGAGCAGAAAUACCACGACAUCAACGACAUUGAGCGCAUUCAGAACCUGGAUGAUCGGGCUCCCCACAGGGACGUUGACAAGAUUGUCAUCGCUGCUAAUUCUGAUGCUGUCAAGAUUGCCAUCCUCUGCCCACCUCUCAUCUAUGGCAAGGGUUCUGGCCCCGGUAACACCGAGACAAUUCAGAUUCCCACUCUGGUGGACAUGACUUUGAGAGAGGGAUUCGCACCCGUCGUUGGAGAUGGCAAGAAUGAGUGGGACUACGUCCACAUUGACGACCUGGGCGACCUGUUUGUCAAGCUCUUCGACGCCACUCAGGAUCCCUCAAAGAACACCAACCCCGAGAUCUUUGGCCCCAACGGCUACUUCUACAGCCCCUACGGCACGCUCAACUUCGAAAAGAUUGCUGAGCGGGUUGCGGAAGAAAUCAAGAAGCAGGGCUACCUGGCGGACGUCCCCAUCAAGCAUGUGUCUUUUGCUGAGCAGACCAAGCUCAAGGGCUAUCACCCAGUAGCGGAAACCCUUGGCCACAACUCCAAGGGAGUGGCCGAGAGAGCUUCCAAGUAUCUUGGCUGGGCACCCAAGCAACCCAUUAGUGUGGAAGAUGAUGUUGCCGAGGUUGUGAGCCAGCGGGCGAAGCGAUUGGGACUAUAA
Trichoderma virens Gv29-8 is the source of this 1035-nucleotide messenger RNA. RefSeq lists its product as uncharacterized. The record is from RefSeq and is a predicted model, not a curated record. The transcript has 4 exons. NCBI's taxonomy places the organism in Eukaryota, Fungi, Ascomycota, Sordariomycetes, Hypocreales, Hypocreaceae. Bases 1 to 1035 code for a protein of 344 amino acids.